This is a messenger RNA of Diceros bicornis minor, 1632 nucleotides long. Its product is annotated as glutamate decarboxylase 1-like. Bases 1 to 1632 code for a protein of 543 amino acids. The record is from RefSeq and is a predicted model, not a curated record. The transcript is spliced from 15 exons. Gene Ontology annotation, biological process: carboxylic acid metabolic process. Lineage: Eukaryota; Metazoa; Chordata; Mammalia; Perissodactyla; Rhinocerotidae. Gene Ontology annotation, cellular component: cytoplasm. Gene Ontology annotation, molecular function: pyridoxal phosphate binding; carboxy-lyase activity.
AUGGAUUUCAAGGAAUGUGGAUAUAGCCUGGCAAAUAAGGAACAGAUGAGAAAAACAUCUGCUCUUACUUUUCAGUCAACCGAGAAAGAUGCGAAAAAAGAUACUCAUUUUGAGAAUUUAAUGACUAAUUUAUCAAACGCGUAUGCUUCAGAUUUGUUGCCAUUCAAGGAUGGCAAAGAUUUAACAGAGUGUUUUCUGCUACAAGUGGUAGAUAUUCUUCUGCAUUACAUCAAAAAAAGCUUUGAUGUUAAGAGUAAAAUACUGGAUUUUCAUCAUCCUCAUCAACUUCUUGAAGGUUUGGAGGGAUUUAACUUAGAACUGUCUGACCACCCAGAAUCUCUGGAGCAGUUACUUGUUGAUUGCACAGAUACCUUAAAAUAUGGUGUUAAAACAGGGCAUCCUCGCUUUUUAAACCAGCUCUCCAGUGGGCUAGAUGUGAUUGGACUUGCAGGGGAAUGGUUGACAGCCACUGCAAAUACCAAUAUGUUUACAUAUGAAAUAGCUCCAGUAUUUACAGUCAUGGAGACAAUUCUUCUCAAGAAAAUGUAUGAAAUUAUUGGCUGGGGAGAAACAGAGGGAGAUGGAAUAUUUUCACCUGGUGGGAGUAUAUCAAACCUCUAUGGCAUAUUAAUAGCCCGUUAUAAACAAUAUCCAGAGAUAAAAAGAAAAGGCAUGACUGAACUUCCAUGCAUCGUAUUAUUUGUUUCUGAGCAAGGUCAUUACUCAGUAAAAAAAGCUGCAGCAAUCCUUGGUAUCGGGACUGAUAAUGUAAUUGAAGUAAAAUGUGAUGAAAGGGGAAAGAUGAUUCCAGCUGAGUUAGAGAAAAAUAUAUUACAAGUUAAAAGAAAGGGCCAAACUCCUUUUUGUGUCACUGCCACAGCUGGCAGCACAGUGUUGGGGGCCUUCGACCCUCUCCAGGACAUCGCAGAUAUUUGUGAGAGGCACGGACUCUGGAUGCAUGUGGAUGCAGCUUGGGGAGGUGGAUUGUUGCUGUCCAGAAACUACUCCCAUAAACUCAGUGGCAUUGAAAGGGCCAACUCCGUGACCUGGAAUCCACAUAAACUCAUGGGUGUCCCCCUUCAGUGCUCUGCUAUCCUGAUCCGGGAAAAAGGUCUUCUGGAAGCUUGCAACCAGAUGCAAGCUAGAUAUCUUUUCCAGCCUGAUAAACCCUACAAUGUUGACUUUGACACUGGGGAUAAAACUGUUCAGUGUGGGCGACAUGUUGAUAUCUUUAAGCUUUGGUUAAUGUGGAAAGCAAAGGGAACCUCUGGCUUUGAGGCACAGAUCAACAGAUACAUGGAACUUGCAAAAUACUUCUAUAAGGUUUUAAAGAAAAAAGAUAAUUUUAAGCUUGUGUUUGAUGCAGAGCCUGAGUUCACCAAUGUCUGCUUCUGGUAUCUCCCACCAAGACUUAAACAUAUCCCAAAAGGUUUUGAAAGAGAUCAAGAACUCCAAAAGAUUGCUCCAAAGAUUAAGGCACAGAUGAUAGAGGAAGGCACAGCCAUGAUAAGCUACCAGCCAUGUGGGGACAAAGUAAAUUUUUUUCGAAUGGUCUUUUCUAAUCCUGCUACAAGACAAACAGAUGUUGACUAUCUUAUUGAUGAAAUUGAAAGGCUUGGGAAGGAUUUAUGA